AUGAAAGCUGGCAGUGGUGGAAUGAAGGAUGGAAAAGCAGCACGAAGACAAAGGAUCAACGCUGUUAUCAAGGCUGUUGGAUGCACAGACGAUCAGAUCUUCGAGACAAAGACUGUUCGUGUUGGAGAUAAUGUGAAACUAACGUGUAUCCGCCAGUUAACUGGAACAAUGUAUUGGAUUAAACUUGUUCCUGAAAACGUGCCUCAAAUCUUAGCAAGAACAUUUGGCUAUGAGGAUGGACCAGGACCAUCUACAGAUAUCACUACAGUCCCUCCAUCUGAUCCAGUUCGGCCAGGAGACCCUGUUACUCUCCAGUGUUCAGUCCUCUCUGCAAACAAAACAUGUCUAGAAGAACACAAUGUUUACUGGUUCAGUGCCACAUUGGAUAAAUCUCACCCCAGUUUUAUUUAUACUCAUGGAAACAGUACUGAUCGAAGUGAGAAGAGCCUUGAUACUCAGUCUUUACAAAAAUGUAUCUACAACAUCUCCAGCAACAACAUCAGCUCCUCUGAUGCUGGGACUUAUUACUGUGCUGUGACCACAUGUGGGGAGAUAUUGAGGAGGAAUAGAACAAAAUUGGAUAAUGACGCUGUCAGCAUGUGUGAUGUACAGAAGGCUUAUACAGUUCUCUCUCUGCUGUCUGCUGCUUUGGCCUUAAGUCUGAGUGUUAUCAUCGGUCUUGUUUAUUCAAUCAAGAAAAUGAAGAAAAAAUCUUGUGACGGUUGUAACGUUACAGUUGAUCUUCAUAUGGAUACUGCAGCCAGUGGUGUUCAGCAAAGUAGGCAGAUAGAUGAUGACUCAUUGGUUUAUUCUGUAGCAACCUUCACAAGCAAGAAAUCUUACAAAUCCGGAACAAGGGACAAAAAAACUGCAGAAGAAGAGACUAUUUACACUGAUGUCAGCACCCUUGUGUUGAAUUAA
Scomber scombrus (Atlantic mackerel) is the source of this 921-nucleotide messenger RNA. RefSeq lists its product as uncharacterized. The coding region runs from base 1 to 921 and encodes 306 amino acids. The record is from RefSeq and is a predicted model, not a curated record. Gene Ontology annotation, biological process: response to bacterium. The transcript has 6 exons. NCBI's taxonomy places the organism in Eukaryota, Metazoa, Chordata, Actinopteri, Scombriformes, Scombridae.